This is a messenger RNA of Alosa sapidissima (American shad), 1802 nucleotides long. RefSeq names its product B-cell receptor CD22-like. NCBI's taxonomy places the organism in Eukaryota, Metazoa, Chordata, Actinopteri, Clupeiformes, Clupeidae. The record is from RefSeq and is a predicted model, not a curated record. The coding region runs from base 200 to 1507 and encodes 435 amino acids. The transcript is spliced from 8 exons.
UGAUGUGAGAGUCACAGAUACAACUGAAUAUUAUGCCAGGAUUCAAACAACAACACCAGGGGAGAAAUGGCAAUCAGCUGGUGUCACCCUCACUGUCAAAGACUUUACAGACCUUGUAGUCCAGACGUUUGGACCAGCAGUUGAGGGGAAAUAUGUUAAACUGAGCUGUAACAGCCAAUGCACCUUGAGACAAAACUCCAUGUUUAUGUGGAAAAAGGACGAGGAAGUCUUACCUGGCACACAAACAAACAAUAAUGAUCUGAUAUUCAAUAACAUCAGGAUUGAAGAUGCAGGCAGCUACUCAUGUGUAUUAAAACACCAAGAGCAUCAUCCAUCUCGUCCAGUGAAACUUGAUGUCCUGUACCCUCCAAAGAAGGCCUCAGUUUCUGUCAGUCCUGCUGGUGAAAUAUUAGAGGGCACUUCAGUGACUCUGACCUGCAGCAGUGAUGCCAACCCACCAGUGGAGAGCUACAGGUGGUAUAAGAAGAGGGAAACAGCGCCAUCUCUGGUGGGAUCAGAGCAGAUUUACAGAAUCAACGAGAUCACCUCUGGACACACUGGCCAUUACUACUGUGUGGCGGAGAACAAACAUGGUGGCCGUGAAUCUUCUGCUGUUUACCUGGAUGUUCAAUAUGCUCCAAAGAAAACCUCUGCAUCAGUCAGUCCCUCUGGUGAGAUACGUGAGGGUGCUUCAGUGACUCUGAUCUGCAUCAGUGAUGCCAACCCACCAGUUCAGAGUUACACCUGGUAUAAGAAGGAGAAGAGUGAAUCAGUGAUGUUAUCAACACAGCAGGUUUACAGCAUCAGUAAAGCCCACUCUGAACACACUUACUACUGUGAAGCUAAAAACAAACAUGGUCACUCAAACUCUACAAUUAUUAAUUUGGAUGUUCUCCACCCCCCUAAAGGGACAGUUGUGCUUCUCACUCACUCUGGUGAUCUAAAAGAAGGAUCUUCAGUGACCCUGAGCUGCAGCAGUAAUGCCAACCCACCAGUGGAGAGUUAUAGGUGGUUUAGAUGGACUGGAGAUGAAACUACUGAAGUAGGCUCAGGGGAGACCAUCACCUUCACUCUGGACACCACUACUGCUGGACUUUACCACUGUGAGGCCAAAAAUAGAAUUUCCUCAGAGGAUUCCUCUACCCUUAAUGUCUCUUGGGCAGGCUUAGGUUGCCAGCAUGCACCUCUGAUUGCAGGGUGGGUUGUUACCCUCCUUACAGUUCUCACAGUGGUCCUGGCCGUUGUGAUGUACCACAGGAGGAAGAGAAGAACUUCUAGCAGUGUCUCUGGGAAGACCAACAAGAAGAGACAGGAUGAUGUGAGCUAUGAGAAUGUUCCAAAGGGAGGAAACCCUGGUGCCAUCCUGAUGAGUUCGGUCCACCAGAGCCUGAACCCCGAUACCAUCCAACCUGAUGGCAUCUACCAGGGCCUGAACCCUAACACCAUCCAACCUGAUGCCAUCUACCAGGGCCUGAACCCCAACACCACACAACCUGAUAGAGCCUGAAAAACUAGAUAAGUGAGUUGACAUAAAACCUUUAAUUGUGAAUCUGUUUAUGAAAUAUAUAUUGGCAAAUGGAUUCCCAUACAACUAUCCAUCUCAUGUAUUUAUGUACAAGUUAUCGUGUUGUGUUCUGUUAAUUUUGGCUAUGUCACUUCUGUUGACAUUCAAACAAAACAGAGAGCUAGAUCGCUACUUCCCCUCCCUCCAGUGCAAUUUAAAUUCUCCUAAACACGCAUUUUAUGGUCCAGGCAUUUUGUUUAUGUUUUUGGAGCCUGGACUUUUUACAGUGUAUUCAGAG